AUGGAAGAGGUUAAAACGCUAAGAAUAUCCAUCUUUAAAGUGGCAAAAGCCUUCGAGAAAUUUGCCCUUAAUUAUAGCAAGCAACACCUGAGCGGAAUGAGACCUUUCGAGAGGUUGGUUUUCCCAAAAAUAGGUGAGGUUACGGCCUACAAUUCUGUUUAGUUUUAAAGUGUAUUCCUCUGUUACUUACUGACUUGCUGACCAACGGACUAAGUUGUGUUAGUUCCUAGACGAUGUAAGAACUCACUGUAAACCUAACCUUUUAGAAAUGUUUUUGUAUGUCAUCGAUUCAUUUGUUUUUUUAAAUUUCUUUGACGCUUUAAUUUUUUGCAGUGGAGAGGAAAAUUAGAGGUAUUCUUGAACAAUCAAGAAGAGAAAAAAAAGAAUCCUUCAAAAUUUUAAAACCCUUCUUCUCGCUCUGUUUUUUGCAAUUUCUCCUUAAUAAUAAAGUAUAUUUGUGAGCAGAAAUUACUACUGGAAUAAUUAAAUCUUGCAAAUAUUUCCCUUUACUUCAUACUAUGCACUGAGCUCAAGAUUGGCAUAUCGUCUGCGAUGUAUAUAAAUCCCUGCUUUUUAAGCGCACUCGUAAAAACUCAAAAAAAAAAAACUAAUGAACGCUAACUUUCUCUGCUGAAACGGGGAACGACAUUUCAGAAAUGAUUUUUCACAAUUUUAGUCCGUGUAGAACUACUCACAUUUUUAUUCUGUUUUCCUUUAAAAAAGCGUUUUUAAAUCGGUUGUAUUCGUUGGAGAGUCAUGAAAGGGUAAAUACAAUAAAACAAUACAAUUCCAUCCAAUAUGAUUAUAAAGUACACCGCAAAACGUAUGUUGUCUAUAAGCAUUGUUUUUCCGACAGUUUUGGUAAUUCAAAAAGCCUAUCACUUGAACGCGAGUGACUUCAGCUUUGAGGUACAACAAUGGCAUACGAGAAUCAAUAUUGCCUCUUCAAACUUUGAGGAAAAUGGUUCGUAUUACAUAAGGUGUUACCUAUACAGCUUUUAGUUCCCUUAAUUUCUCUAGUGGAAUUUUAUAUAUCGAGAUAAAACCUUAAGAAUGAGCUUCAUUAGUUUACAUAGUCUAUUUUCUUUCAUCAUCCGCCUUCCUUCUGAUGUCACAUCCUCAGAGCCUAAAGAAAAUUUGAAUAUUGCGUGCUUUUUGCUGUUUGAUUCCUUUCUUUGUUGUUUUGGGGGGGUUAAGGAUCAUUGGUAGUUGCGUUCGUGUACAAGGAUCUGCAUGACCUACUUCUGACAGAUCAAGCUAUCAGGAGUGAAACAGACAACAAAAGGUGAUGCUUUUUUUCUAUUAUUGCACGUCGCUUUCCAUGGAAAUACGUAACAUGGAAACACAUAAGAUCUACGUUCAACCAACCUGAACUUGGACACUUUCCAAAACCUUAACUGGGGUUGGAAGUUUCCCUGCCUGUCUCAGACCAUUCUACCUUCAUCAAAAAUUCCCUUCAAUCUGCCAAAGGUACACGAUGUUACUUCUUUGGUUCUGAUUUAUUUUCAUAUAAAAUUUCCUUCAUAGUUAUAUCAACUCCAAGAUAAUGGCCAUAACUAUGGACCCCAAGCCAAACAAGUUGCGAGAAAAUGUCAUCCUAAAGUUCGAAAAUCUGAAGGUAAAAUUAAAAUAAGUUGCUAUGCAUUGUUUCGAUUUAUUUUGACAUGAUAAAAUUUAUUUUCAGGUUUCGACAGCAGAGAAGCGCUGUAUGUUUUGGAGUGGCUUCAACACAAGGUAAAAAAACUUCAAUAUAUUAUUGUAUAGUAUUUAUUCAUUGUUCAGGUUAACAAUUUCCUGGAAGCUAAGAUGUUGUCUUUUUUGGUAAAGUCUGACUAAAAAUGACACUACAACUAAGACUAAAAUUUGAAGAAAAACUUAGCGCAAAAUUACCGAACAUCACCUCUUCCCCAAACAGUGUUUAAUUUUGUGCGCUUUGUUAACUUUACUUUUUUUAGAUCAGAAGGCUUUUCAGAGGAAGGAUGCCAUGUAGUUUCAUUAAAAAGCAACUCAGAAGAAACAGUUUGCAGCUGCAAUCAUUUGACGCAUUUUGCCGUCUUAAUGAACUACGACGGUAGCACAAAGGUAAUCAAAAACCAUAAUAGUUUAACUAACAUUUAACUAACUCAAUGUUCUUAUUUGAAUUUUUUCUUUUUGACACAGCUCGCCGAAGAGGACGAAACAGUUCUGAAAAUUAUCACCCACGUCGGACUAAGCCUUUCCAUCGUCGGGAUCCUUUUAACAUUAAUACUUUAUUUUUGCCUCACGUAAGUAAUGUACCUGAAUAUCAGUAAGGUGAUUCUUGACUUCCCUCAACUAUGCUAGAGAGAAAAGAGAUCUCAAUGCAAAUCUCCAUGCCAAUAAAAACACGCAUGUCGGGUAACUCACAAAUUCAAAUUAUAUUCCAUGCCCCAUAAAGAGCGCCUGAACAACUCAUGGUUUCAUGGUUUAUGAAUUGCUUAGGGUUUAGUCAUUUCCCUCGUGAUACUUUCUUUUUUGUACUUUCUGGAGCUAUUUACCGAGUUUUUUUCUUUCAUUUGCUGUCAGAAUUUUACUUGAUUUCUUUGCCCAUAUUUUACUGUACAUUUUAAUUAAUUCAAUUCUCUUCUUUGUUGUGCUUAGUGUCUUUAGUGUGUUGUUGUUAUUGUUGUUGUUGCUUUUCUCUAAUUCAUUCUUUUUAUUUUUACUAUUAUUACUAUUUUUUUUUACUAUUUCAUCAGAGAUGUUGAUCAACCUCUCUCCCAAAUUCGAAUGAGUGUUUCUAUGUCCCUUGGAGCUGGACAGAUCAUCUUCCUCGCCGGAAUAAACGCCACAGAAAACAAAGUUAGUGGCCCCUUUUUCUAUCCAUGGAAUGAAUUUCCCCGUUGCACCGUAAAUAUCUUGUCGAAAGGAGCGUGAUAAGAAUACGAAAACUCUUUCUUUCCACAGGCUGCCUGUGUUACAAUAGCAGCUCUGAUGCAGUAUUUCUUGAUGGCCGCUUUCUGUUGGAUGCUGACAGAGGGAAUAUUUCUCUACCUUUUCGUUGUGAAAGUUUACAACAUCAACAGCAAGAUGUAUAUGUAUCACGUCAUCUCAUGGGGUAAGUCCAUUAUUUCCCAACAUACAUUAGUGACUGUAACCAUGCUUUCGGAUCACCAAAUAUGAUGUUGUAAUCCAGCGAAGUUUUACGAUUUCCUUCCUUUCUCUAUGGGUAGGUCUUCCAGUGAUCAUGGUGGCCAUGUCACUUGGCAUCGCUGCUGGAAAAGAAGGGUUACAGAGCUAUACGAGUGAUAAAUAGUAAGAAAAAAAUUCAAGGGUUUCUUCUUGCUCUUCUCCUUUUAAUUUGUUGCAUUUAAUUCUUUGUUUUGUUUUUGCACAUAUUUUGAAAUUGGCAUCAUUUCAUUCGCUAAAAAUUUGUGUUUCUUUCCUGUGUUUCACUUCUUCGAGUUUAGUUGCUGGCUUUCCUCGACUAACAACCUGAUCUGGAUAUUCGUCACCUUUGUAGCUUUCAUUGAAAUUGUGAGUUUAUGAUACGCGUUGGUGAUUGUGAUUGGUUUACCAGGACUACUUGCUGCUAAAGAUUUUUUUCUCUGCUCUUUAAAAAACGAUUUAAAUAUUUAUGAUAUGACCCCACACAAUGUUAACCAUUUUUCUUUUCCUAUUUACUCACAACAAACUUUGGACGUAGCUGCUGUUUGCGAGGAUGCUUGUCGAUUUUAACCUAUUGAUGGCCUUUAACAGCGAGAAAAACCUGUUGAGACAGUGUAUUUACAAGAAUAAGAUAGCUUCAUAAAUUAUCCAACUUUUACUACAUAGUAUGAAGAAAAAAAAUUCCUUCUCCCCUGUUGAUAGUUUCUCACUGUUUCACAUUGAUAUAUAAAGAUUUUUUUCGCGCAAGAAUAACUAAAAAAAAUACAUUGAAGAGGAAGAAAGGAACAGGAAGAGUAGAAGAUAGUAAAUUGAUAUAAUUUAACGCUAGGAUUCACUUGACAUAGUUCAUUCAGUUUAGACACUUUAGUUCGCGAUUUCUUUAGCUCAUUGUCAGAUAAUCGAAGCUCAUAAUCUAGGUCCCCCGGUUGAGAGUUCUAUUUCCUGUCAAUGACUCUUUUAUCCCAAGCUUGUUACCAAACUAGUAACGUCUCUGUCAAGGAUCCUCUCCUGCUUUGGGUACUUGAUAACCAUAUCUAGAUAAUCAAUUUAUUUCUAUUGUAUUCUUCAGCUCAACAUCUUGAUACUCAUACGAGUCAUAAGGGAGAUGACC
This is a messenger RNA of Pocillopora meandrina, 4237 nucleotides long. Lineage: Eukaryota; Metazoa; Cnidaria; Anthozoa; Scleractinia; Pocilloporidae. The record is from the annotation of a GenBank genome assembly.